This is a messenger RNA of Oxyura jamaicensis (ruddy duck), 10902 nucleotides long. RefSeq names its product WD repeat domain 20 (gene WDR20). Gene Ontology annotation, molecular function: protein binding. Bases 91 to 1821 code for a protein of 576 amino acids. The record is from RefSeq and is a predicted model, not a curated record. The transcript is spliced from 4 exons. NCBI's taxonomy places the organism in Eukaryota, Metazoa, Chordata, Aves, Anseriformes, Anatidae.
UGCGUGGCCGCCUCCGCGCAGGGCCGCGCGAGCGCCGGCGGCGGCGGCGGUUGCGCAGUGUGGCCACAUCCGGGCGCCGGGGCAGGAUGAAUGCUCCUUUCCAAGAUGGCGGCGGAGGGAGGAGGGAAGGAGAUGAACGAGAUUAAGACCCAGUUCACCACCCGGGAGGGGCUGUACAAGCUGCUGAGCCACUCGGAGUACAGCCGGCCCAACCGGGUGCCCUUCAACUCUCAGGGCUCCAACCCGGUGCGCGUUUCCUUCGUCAACGUCAACGACCAGAGCGGCAACGGGGACCGGCUCUGCUUCAAUGUGGGCCGGGAGCUCUACUUCUACAUCUACAAGGGGGUCCGCAAGGCUGCGGACUUGAGUAAACCAAUAGACAAAAGGAUAUACAAAGGAACACAACCUACAUGCCAUGACUUCAAUCACUUAACAGCCACAGCAGAAAGUGUUUCUCUUCUAGUGGGCUUCUCAGCAGGCCAGGUCCAACUUAUAGACCCUAUUAAAAAAGAAACUAGCAAAUUAUUUAACGAGGAAAGACUAAUAGACAAGUCCAGAGUAACCUGUGUAAAAUGGGUACCAGGUUCGGAAAGCCUUUUCCUAGUAGCUCAUUCCAGUGGCAAUAUGUACUUAUAUAACGUGGAGCACACUUGUGGUACCACAGCCCCGCACUACCAGCUACUUAAACAAGGAGAAAGUUUUGCAGUUCACACUUGCAAGAGUAAAUCCACAAGAAACCCUCUGCUUAAAUGGACAGUAGGUGAGGGUGCCCUGAAUGAAUUUGCCUUUUCCCCAGAUGGGAAAUUCUUGGCCUGUGUGAGCCAGGAUGGUUUUCUUCGUGUGUUUAACUUUGAUUCAGUGGAACUGCAUGGUACAAUGAAAAGCUACUUUGGAGGACUGCUGUGUGUGUGUUGGAGUCCUGACGGGAAAUACAUAGUGACAGGUGGAGAGGAUGACUUGGUAACAGUUUGGUCUUUUGUGGACUGUCGAGUAAUAGCGAGAGGCCAUGGACAUAAAUCGUGGGUCAGUGUUGUUGCAUUCGAUCCGUAUACCACUAGCGUAGAAGAGAGUGACCCGAUGGAAUUUAGCGGCAGUGAUGAGGAUUUCCAAGACCUUCAUUUUGGCAGAGAUCGAGCAAAUAGUACUCAAUCUAGGCUAUCCAAAAGGAACUCUACAGACAGUCGUCCAGUAAGUGUUACGUAUAGAUUUGGUUCGGUAGGCCAGGACACGCAGCUCUGUUUAUGGGAUCUUACAGAAGAUAUCCUCUUCCCCCACCAACCUCUCUCAAGAGCAAGGACACAUACAAAUGUCAUGAAUGCCACAAGUCCACCCGCUGGAAGUGGUGGAACUAACCCAGGAAGUAAUGGAAACAGUAUCACAACACCUGGAAACUCUGUACCCCCUCCUCUUCCACGGUCAAACAGCCUUCCACAUUCUGCAGUCUCAAAUGCUGGCAGUAAAAGCAGUGUCAUGGAUGGUGCCAUUGCUUCUGGUGUUAGUAAAUUUGCAACCUUAUCGCUACAUGAUCGGAAGGAAAGACACCAUGAAAAAGAUCACAAGAGAAAUCAUAGCAUGGGACAUAUAUCUAGCAAGAGCAGUGACAAACUGAACCUAGUUACUAAAACCAAAACGGACCCAGCUAAAACUUUGGGAACACCUCUCUGUCCCAGAAUGGAAGAUGUUCCCUUGUUAGAGCCUCUUAUCUGUAAAAAGAUAGCACAUGAAAGACUGACUGUGUUAAUUUUUCUUGAAGACUGUAUAGUCACUGCUUGUCAGGAGGGAUUUAUUUGCACAUGGGCAAGGCCUGGUAAAGUGAGAUAAAGUAUGCAGUACCAAAAAUCAGGAUUUAUGUAUUGGCCAAUAUGGAAAACUUUAAUGACAGGUAAGUAACUUUCAUGCUAAAGUUAUCACUUUCAAAAUUAAUAUAUUGCACACUGAUGUAAAUGCCAUAUUGUUUAGGAAGUAUUUACUUAGAAAUUUUCAAAUGAAUUUGUUUUUCUGAUAUCACUUGCAUUUCUAGUGAGCUCACUCUGCUGGUAAAAACUAAAUUUUGAUGGCAUGUUUACAGGGGUUUGAUAGGAAAAUAUUUGUGCCAGAAGGACGUUAUGAGCAUUCUUUUUGUUUAUAGGAAAGCACUUAACUUUAUUUAAUGAGAAUUGUCAAAGUAUAAAACACUCAUGGUAAUGUCUUUCUUACUGGGUUAUAUACCAUUCAUUUCUGUUUUGCCAACUGUUAUAUCCUAGGCCAUCCCAUUGCUCUAGGGUUUAAAGCUGCUAUUUCUAGUAUUUCUAGUCUUCCUUUUGAAAUAUUGGGUCCCCAAGUGAUCUUAAAACUCAGUCACUUUUUUUUGUCUGCCAACUCUAGAGUGAAAGCCUCUAAAUCUUGCUGCUUCUUCCAUCACUGCCUCAAAAGGCCUUCAUUAAAUUCAUGGCACUGCCAGCCUAAAGAAAGAAUUGGAUGGAAAACGGAAAUAGAUUUGCAGUGUUUAAUGUAAUUUCCAUUGAGCCAGUGCUACAUUUCCCUCAUUUUUAAUAGUCAUCAAAAGACGUGCCGGAUAAUUGGACAAUGCACGACAAGGUCUCUGAUUUUUUUCUGGUUGGACUGGUGCUGCCCUUAGUGGAAAAAAUCCAGAAAUGUCUCUUCAGCCAAGAUCCUUAUGAUAGCUGAUAGGCUGUACUGUGCUUACAGAGGGUCCUGCCAGUUUGUUUACAAACUUUACAAAUUAUUACUUGGAGCGUAUACAUAAUCAUACCUUGAGCUUCCUCACUGGAUAUACUAUCCUUACAUUAUACUUCCAGAACUGUUGUACUAUCUCCUGAUCAGAGUGAGGUCAAGUGAAUGGAAAAAUCAAUAAGAAACAAGUUGAACGAGGCUUAGAAUACCUUAAAAUAUUUUUUUUUAUGAUCAUUUUGUUAGCCUGUUUGUAAGACAAAAAGUUCAGGGUAGUGAGAAAAGUAGAUUGCCUUAACAAGAGUAUGGACUUCUUAAUCAACAUGGUGACAAUUAGCUGUCUCCUUUUCCCCUUCUUGCCCAGCCCCAAUGGAAAGCGUAAAUGGGAUUGUAGAACUGUUGUAUUAAUCCUAAACUGCAGGAGUAAAACAUCUUAAAGGAACCAAGGUAAACUGUGUGUUAUCUUUAUAGCUACUUCAAACUGAACUAUAGGAACUGCAGAAGCAGAAACACUAUUGAAAGAAAAAAAAAGUGGUACAGUGGUACCUGCAUAUGCAAAGUAGGUUUUCUCUGAAUUUAAUGGUCAGAGAAAUGAUCUAUAUGAUUUGUGUCUGACUUAGGGAUUAAUUUUUCAUCUUGUACAGUGACUCCAUUUUAUCUAAAUGAAAGCUGCUGAUUAGUUGCUUCCUUUGUCAGAAAGCUCAAGGUAAGAUUGGACAGAGUUAUGAACAGGUGAAAUGGCAGUGUAUAACCUAGCAAGACAAACAUGUUACCAUUUUGUAAAACAAAUGCACAUGGAAUUUAUUUAUUUGACUUAUUGUACAGGAAAAUUUAGACUUAAAUUAUAACAUCCUUGAAUUUUCUAGUUAACUACAAUUGUAGUACAGUAUCAUGUUUUAGUAUGAUUUCUGUUUUAGUAAAAGUACUUAAACAUUCAUGUACUAUAUUUGAGUGAGAUGAGCAGCUAUACAUACUAAUUCUUCCUCAAUGGAAAGGAGCAUUUCAUCAUUACAAUUGAAGUUCAAUUGCUGGUAUUUAAGUACUAUCAAAUAGAUUUCUUUCAACGUGAUACGGUAUCUGUAUAAACUUCAGGGAUGAUUAUAGUAAAACUGAAACACAGCUAUAUGACUUCAGGUUACCAUGCUGAAAUUUGAAGCUUUCUGUAAUGUGCAUAAUAGCAAAGUUGCACAUAGCAUACCCGCAUUAUCAGGGUGAAUUUAAACCUAGUACACUGGUGUGAUAUUUAUAGCAAGGUCUGUAUGUGUGUUUGCGCGUGUGCGUGUGUGAGGAGGUGUGACUAGUGGCUCCAGUAAAGCCAGGAAAGAUCAUAACCCUGUAAAGGCUUUAUGAUGAGGAUGUCUGGAUUAGGAAAUAACAUGACUUUUACUAAACACCUUUUAGAAAACCCAUGUUCUGAAUUAUCACCUCUUACAAUUUGGUUAUGUACUUGGAAUGACUGUAUAUGUCUGCCCCUUUAACAAUAUAAAGCUUCUAAAUUAAUAUUAAAAAUGCUGGCCUGCUUAUGUUACAAUAUUAAAUUUUGUGUCAGUUAAUUUACUGUCAAUUUACAUGUAAAAAUUAAACAAUUUUUUUCUGCAUUUUAUGAAUUCUGUAUACUGGAGUUUGUUAAAGAUUGACAUGUUAGGUGAUACUGUACAAAAUUGUAUUGACUACCUUUAGUGAAAAUCAAAAGUAAAAUUCAUAUGUAUUUCCUUUUUACACUUCCAUCUAAUUUCUUGACAACUUGAAUAAAUUUCAUAGAGCCUUUCUAACAUGAACUAUUGUUAAUUUAACUGUUGCAAUAAUUAAGCUUUAAGAAGUAUUGUUGGUAUAUUUAUAAUUUUAAGAAAAUCAUGUUUGUUUCAUACUGCUUAUUUUUAGCUGUUCUAUUGUCACUGUUACAGCUGAAGAACUUUACUAAAUACUUGACAUUACAAAAUAACUUGCUGGGGUUGUCCUCUGUAUACUGAUGUUAAAUAAAAAUGUGUGAUUGAACUGUAAAUGCAGAUAACUUUCAAUAGUCCUUUUCCACAUUGAGUUUUAAUUUAUCUUGCAGUCCUUAGGUGGUCUUUUGCUAUCAUACUGUGCUGAGCAAAUGGCCACAAUGAAAACUGUUAACUUGCCGCAUUUUGAAGUAAGAAGUUGAUCGCAUCCUGUAACCUGCUCUGAGUAAAUGUUUCACUUCAACUCAAGAUAAUACAUACAUUUUUGAUGUUUAAAUCUUGCUGAUAAGGUCAUGUCUUCUGAUAUUUUUCUACGACUAGAGUAAUAUGAAAUAGAAUAUUUAUUUUAAAAAAUCAAAUUUGUUUAAACUCAGAUUCAGUAAAACACAGACAUGGAUGCGUCUAGAUUCACUCAGCGUAGCCGUCAGAUACGAGCUGGGGCUGAGUGUUUUCUGUUCCUUCUAGGACUCUACAGGAGCUCUUUCCUCUAUGGACUCUGGUGCAGGAUAUGUUGUUUAUUCCAGCUUUAGGCAUUGCCAUUCACCUAAGGUUGCUGAAUUUACAGCCCAGAGGAUAUGGCUCGCUUGGAUGAUUCAAGUGUUUUCAGUCUAGAAAAGCUUUGGCUAGUCUAGAACUUCACUCAUCUGAACCAGAACCAAACCAGUCUAAACCUUUGGCUACAACGUUUCUUGGGACCAAUUUAGGCAAAGAAAAAGAAGUUGCACUUCUAUCUGAGCAAACUUCGCCCUUGCCGCAGCAGUACUGUGUGCUGAAGGAACCAAACAAGUGACACUUCAGUGUUUCAGAGGCACUUCUGAGAAAUUUCAGUGAAAGAGUUAUUUACUUUGAGUCCGGUUUCAAGGUAGGACUCUGUCUCUUAGGGAAAAAUCCUCCGUAGACUAAACCGAGGAAAUAAUCUGUUUUAUAUGAACUUGAGAAUAUUUGAUACUUCAGGAGGUACUGAAUGACCACUGUGAUGGUCUCCAUGUAAUAUAUUUAAGAAUAUACAGGAUCCAAUGGACGAACAAAAUAAAAUCUGUCCUGAAAGCUUGUGUGAACAGCUGAUUACAUCAAAUGAUGCAAGAACUGGUUGUACAAACCAGUUUCUCAAGAGUCAGCAUGAGCAUGAAGCUUAACCAUCUUCCACACCUUCUGCAGUCGUAGAAGAUGACAAAAGAUGUCCCGGAAGAUGGAAAUGUCUUCUUGCUUGCCUUUCAUAGCAUUGCACAAACUUCUCAAGGAAAUAACUUGUUUGAUCACCUUAUUUUCUGUAUUUAAAGUUGGAUUUUAGAUAGGUGCCAAUCAACUUCAUUUUGAUCACUUCUUCUCAUUCUGUGAUCAUGCUUAUUUUACAGCUACCCAAAAUGGAGUUGCCUGAAGUCAUCUACUUCUUACCCAGCGUUACUCCUGGUUCAUUUCCAUUUCGUUAUUUCCUAAUCUGAAAAGUUUAGACCUUACCAUAGAAUGAAGAGGCUAGAGAAACUGUUCCUAACCAUGUGAGCCUGUACUACCUAAAUGAACCUAAAGUUCCUAUUGUCUGAGUCAAAUCCGGCUUCUGCUGGUAAAGCCUUCUGUGCUUUUCCCAGUGCACACUUAGUUACAUCUUAUUUUUUUCUCCUCUUGGAGAUGCUUAUCUUCUACUACCACUCUAAAACUAGUCUUGAAGUAAUCUUACCUAGUAUUGUUACAGGUAAGAUUUAUUUUAACUAGUCUGCUAGUUUUCUAGUAGCCUUGGCUUUCUUUCUGUUGACCAUGAGCAACAAAGAGUGAUUUGUCAAGAGGUGAUACACCUCUGUUAGAAGAAAAACUCCUUAUGUAUACAGAAGUGAAGUUGCAAGAGCAGUCUCCCUGUUGCUCCUACAUGCUUUUACAAGAUCUAAUAUGUCAAAUGGUUUAAGAAUUUACUUUUCUGUAACUACUAAAAAUAAUAAAUCCAACCAAAGACAAAUAAUGCAUUUAAAACUACAUAAAGUGAACAGAGACUAUGUAGAGAUAGGUAUUGGCUUGGCUCUAUCCCUCUGAAUCAAUACAGAGCAUUCCUCUAUAGUAUGUUUUGUUAAUGUUCAGCAGGCACUUCCUUGAAUGGUCUCAAUUUUGACUCCGUUUCACUGAUUUACUAUCUGAUUUAAUAAAUAUAUGUAGUUCAAAGACUUAGGCUAAUAAAUGCUGACUCAUCUGGACAAGAAACAUGGACAUUUUGUUCAUACAAAUCUUAAUCCAAUUAAGCUCAUUCGACUGCAGGAUUUUAAAUGUGAACAGUCUCAUUCUGUUUGAGUAUAUUAUUGCUCAGAUACUGCGCUGGACUGGGGGCUCUUUUGUCAAGCAAGGGUCUCAGUCCAGAUAACUAUCUUCAAGUGACUCCAAGGAUAUCAGAAUUUUGAACAAGAAUAAACUGCAUGUGGAAUACUCUUAACAAUAAAUGCAAUUAUUAUUUCAAUAGCAGUAAUGGCUUAACAAAUCAAUGCCAUGUUUGCAUUGGCAUUUGUUAGGUCAGCUGGUGCUGGUGUAAUUGCAUUAGUGAAGUGUACUGUGAGACCUUUUAGCCUGUAUCUGCCUAAAAGGAUUUUGUAAUACCUGUUGUAUUUGUUACAGUGGACUAUUUGCUUUUUUUUUCUACUUUCCAAUUUCAAAACAGCAGGAAAGCCAGGCAGAAUUCUGGCUUCCAGCACGUUACUGAGGCAGCUGCUCUGUUUUACUGUCCAGGGCGAGCACCGAGUGCGUGCCAAGAGAGCUGUGAAUUAGCACAUAAGCAGUAACUUUACAGUAACCUGCCCACAUGUCCAAACUUGCAGUUUAAUAUCUGGAUUAGCGAAAUCUUUGUCUCCAAUCAGUUCUGUUCUAAUUUAAACAAAGAAAAUAUGAACUCUAGUUACUGGUGGCUUUUAUUCUAAGCAGCAGUGUUUUCCUGGCUCAUUUUUUAAAUGCAGCAGUUAUGUCCUGAUCUCUCACACACUUAGUUUCUGUUGGGAAACUUUGUUUCAUAUUAUUGCCUGGGGAAUAAAACAAACUUUGUGCAUAUGUGGAACUUCGUGAAAAACAAACCCGUGCCAUCUCGUGCAGGAGGGCAGGUCCUAGUGCUGCUGCAGGUCUUUCUGAACAGACCAUGGGUAUGACUGCUCUGCAACUUGGAUGGGAGUCAUCUUACCUAUUGUAUUUGUUACAGCUGCUUCUGCCUGCCAGUAUGUCUUAAAGUUUUUACUAAAUAUGCAAAGUCCCGUGUGUUUUGGGAAGUCAGAGAAUGCAGAGAUUAGCAUGGUGCAGCAGCUUGCCCUAGCAACAAUGCUGAAACAAUGUGUUUAAUAGGCUUUCAUUGCUAAUUGACAUAAGGCAAAUGAUAGUCCUCCACCAGAGAAGCGUGUUCAAACAGUAUUUGAACUGCAGAGUAUGCUGUUGAGAUGGCAGAUGAUGCAACGCUGACUUGGGGGGCUCUUGCUGAGGUGGUGAUGAAGGUUGCUUUAUCAGAUUCCUGACUUGGAUCUCAUAACUGCUCCAUUCCCAACCCCUACUAGAGCCACAUGCUGCCAAAAUAAUACUGCUAAUAAAAGGCUAUGUUUGUUUACAAAACUUUUGAACAGUCUUUUAAUUUGUCCCUGCUGCAAGCUCAGUGUGGUGCCUGUUCUUAAACUUUAAGCUGAUGUAUGGCAUGCGACGUACAGCACAGCAGAUCUGGAGCUGUCGUAUCGCAGUUCUUCAUGAUUUCUGUCACUGCUGUUAAACUGUGCAGCUUUGCACUGAGUUACUGCAGGUUUUGUUCCAUUCUUUAGCACCUGGGCGGUUUAGCCACAGAAGGCACUGAGGGCUAACUUCAUUAUCUUCUGUAUCCAUAGCGGAAUUUUCUAGACUUUUUUUUUUAAUAACUUUAUUCAUUGUAUUAUUCCCAGAGAACGUCAUUACAAGCGUUCUAGGCCCACACCCAGAUUACAGACCAGACUGUUACAUGGUAUUUUUUGUAUGAAAACUGAACUUUUUUUCAGCUGUCACAUGCUUUUCUAAAAUGGCUUUCCAGAACUUCCUAUGUUGUACUUAACUAACUUCUUAAUAACGGCAAAACUCCAUAGGAUCUUUCUUGUUACUGAGGACCCACCUAGAACUCUUACCCGAUUCUGUAAAACUUUUAUGCCUAGAUUUUUAUUCUUGCUUUUCUUAUAUGAACAUCUAAGGUCUUAGAUGUCAUCUUAUGAAGUUAAGUACUUGGAAGAACUUGCAGCAUUUCUGAUCUCUGUCACAGAAGUGAACUUCAGGGAUGGCCAUCUCAUUGUAGAUUGACCCAGCCUUAAGGUGCUGCUUCCUAAGUUUUUGGAAGCUUCUGCCUGCAGUAGCACGUGUUGAUCCUGAGAUUCUUUCUGCUUUAGUGUCCCUCUGCCCUGCCUGCCCAGAGUUGUAGUGUUAAUUUAGAACAAGGCUUGAAAUCUGAGUUCCUAGCAUCGCUCAGAGCCACCCGCAUGGUGCUUUGGCUUCCUAAAGCAGGAGGCAUUCAUGGUGUGGGAGAUGCAACCAGGACUGAGCAAAUCCUUGUUCCUAGUCGUGGAACUUAAAUUCCAGAGUUGCCAGUAGUUUUGGGGGAAUAAGGCUCCAAACUAGACAUCAGUAUGUGCUACCUGUUUCUAGAGGAGCUGUAGGAUGAAUGACUUGAUUUUGUUUGCCAACAACCAAUUGCAUUACCGUGUAAACGUGGUGGUAGAAUAGUGCUUAUUUUUCUCUGCUUAUAUAGCAUUAGUUAUGAUCCUGUUGAAAAAGGCUUCGUAUUACACCAUCCCUAGUACUUUUUGAAAAUAGUAGGAUAAAGCACAUUUGCAUAUGAACAGUUUGGAUUAUUGAUUUAUUAAAGACUGAAAAUAAGACCUUUGGGACAUCUUUUUUGAAGGUGUGUGAAACUUGCUUAGUGGAUGUAGUCUUCUUGCAAGAAAGACCUUCCAGUUGUUGCUGGAUUUAAUAGAUUUCUGAGGAACGCUUCAGUAAACAGAGUUCUGUUUUGUCUUCAUCUCUUUGAAACAAAGCUUUCUUGGUAAACAUUUUCAGAAGUGCUUCAUUUCAGUAGCUUGUUUUCUCUAAAACUCUGCCUUUUUGCUAUUCCUUAACUAAUAACAAUGAAACUUUCUUCUCUUCUUGUUAAGUAUGCAGCAUCUUUGCAAAGCCUGAAUGACACAGAGGUUUGAAGACCAACCCAUUUCCGUCUACCUCAACGGUGUUUGAAUCAGAUAUUCACAAGAUAUUAAUAAGUGCUGCAUACAUUUAUUAUGUAUAAAUGUAUUUAAAAGUGUAUACAUACACACGUGCCCACACACUUUGCUAUAAAUCCUACACAUGUAUUUGGAUUUGUGUGUUGGAAUUGGUGGAAUACAUGUGGGGUUUUCUUUUUUUUUUCCCUUUUUUUAAUAAAUAAUAAUAAAAAAAAGGUUAUGGUUUUAGUAGAAACUUGAUGACUUGAAUCCAGCCAAUCCAGACCUCCUUCCACCUCUUUGUCUAUGGUCAGGGUUUUCUUCCAUCAGUAGUGACUUUUCAGUUCUGGGAUCCAAGCAAGAAAGAGCUCCUGUAGAUUCUGAAGAUGUGUGCAUUCUGCAUUGUGUGUUAGUUGCUGCCUGAACUUGUCUGGUUUGAUGGAUCUGAGUCACAGGAUCUUAAUUUUGAGGUAAGAAAUUAAGCUGGUAGCUAUUUAGAGGAAUUGCUAAAAGUGCAUUUGCCGUGCCUGCAUAGUAAGAGUCGCUCAGUGAUACUCAUUGGUGAUACUCAUAAGCUUCCAGCUUAGCUGCCGUGGUGGUGCAAGUCUGCUGGCAGUUGUUAUAACAGUGACAUUGCAAGAAGAUGAAAUUGCAUUUUGAUAUUAAGCUUUUCCUAUAUAAGUCUGGCAUACAGGUUUUUUUAUGUGAAUAAUUAAAAAUGGGCUACUAUACAUAAAUCAAAACUGGGAUCUGUCGCCUACAGUAUAGUUGCCUUAAUAUGGAAGCGCAACCCGUGUCUAGCUCGGGGUGCCGCACAGUAGCAGCAUUAUGCUUGACAUAAAGUAAGUCUCCAUUUAUUGGAAUGGUAAUGCAGUUUAAAGAAAAAAAAAUCCUGAAUGCAAGCUUAAAUUGUAAUGGGAAACUUCUACUGAACUCCUACUUCCUGUUUCAUUCUCCUUUACAAUUACCAAACUAAGUAUUUGGUUAGAUAAUCUAUUUUUCUAUUUAAAGCUUGUAAUAUUCAGUGGCAUAUAAGAGAUUGAGCAUUUCCCUGUAUCAGGUUAGUUGUCAAACUUGUUGAUAUUGAAAUAGGUUUGUUUGUUGCUACCCUAAUAAAAUGAUGAUCCCUU